AUGGGGGAAAGCCAAACUCAGACAUUACAAAUUAAGGCUUUGCUGAAAGCUUGGACUGAUGCAUGUGCAUCACCGAAGGAGAGUAAAGUUCUUGUUCCAAGAGGCACCUACGGAUUAAAGGAGCAAUUUUCAGAGGUCAUUGCAAGGCUCCUAUUGAACUUCAGGCUCACCUUGUCAGGUGGUGGAACUUUUGAUGGCCGCGGAGCACUCUCUUGGAAACAGAACGACUGUAACGAAAACAAAAACUGCAAAUCUCGGGUCGUGAACAUAAGGUUCGACUUCGUCAACGAUACAAUAAUUAAGGACAUAACUUCACUAGACAGCAAGAACUUUCACCUCAACGUUUGCCACAAUAUUACUUUCCAACAUGCAACCAUCACAGCACCCGGAGAGAGUGUUAAAACAGACGGUAUCCACAUUGCACGUUCAACGAUGUUCACUGUCGCUAACACCAGCAUCGGAACCGGAGACGAUUGUAUUUACAUCGGUGAUGGGACUUCACAACUUAAAUUUACCAAUGUGACUUGA
Rosa chinensis is the source of this 528-nucleotide messenger RNA. Its product is annotated as exopolygalacturonase. Gene Ontology annotation, biological process: carbohydrate metabolic process. The record is from RefSeq and is a predicted model, not a curated record. Bases 1 to 528 code for a protein of 175 amino acids. Gene Ontology annotation, molecular function: polygalacturonase activity. NCBI's taxonomy places the organism in Eukaryota, Viridiplantae, Streptophyta, Magnoliopsida, Rosales, Rosaceae. The transcript is spliced from 3 exons.